This is a messenger RNA of Quercus robur (English oak), 921 nucleotides long. RefSeq lists its product as uncharacterized. Gene Ontology annotation, biological process: protein transport; 'de novo' cotranslational protein folding; protein unfolding. Gene Ontology annotation, molecular function: ribosome binding; protein folding chaperone; peptidyl-prolyl cis-trans isomerase activity. The transcript has 8 exons. The record is from RefSeq and is a predicted model, not a curated record. The coding region runs from base 120 to 761 and encodes 213 amino acids. NCBI's taxonomy places the organism in Eukaryota, Viridiplantae, Streptophyta, Magnoliopsida, Fagales, Fagaceae.
UACUUCCUAACGCCACAACGUCGUCGUUUCCACCACGGUCUCUUUUUCUGAGAGCACUGAGCAUUGCUUGGAGAGCCAAAAACCCAAGGGAGAGAUAGAGAGAAGAAUUGAAGAUAAUAAUGGAAAUAGCCGUUAAUUCUCUCUUCUCAGCUUUAAAUCCAAAGAUAACAGUAAGUCACAAACACAAACACAAGCACAAGCAAGCAGUAUUAAACGGCUUUACUCCCGGAAGCUUGCGUUUUUCACCUCAUUUCAGAUAUGACGCUCCACAUCAAAUGAAAAGGAGAAUUCAUAAAUAUCAUCCUGCUGUUUGUGCUGUAAUAUCAGGUGUCAAAGAUGUUGGAAUUUCUUCUUCUCAGUUUGAUGAUUUUUCUGUUGCUGCCACGAGUACUAGUAAGGGUAGAGAACUAAAGAUAAGUGUUGAGAUUUUUGGUGCCAAAACUCAGGCAAUUUUUGACAAUGUUUUUAACAAAAUGGUUGCUGCAGCACAGCCAAUACCCGGCUUUCGAAGGGUAAAAGGAGGAAAAACACCAAAUAUACCAAAAGACAUUCUGUUAGAGGUCCUUGGACCUUCUAAAGUUUACGAGCAAGUAAUCAAGGAGGUGAUUAACUCUACCAUAGCUGAAUAUGUAGAAAAGGAAGGUUUAAAAGUCAGCAAAGACUUGAGAAUUGAGCAGAGCUUCGAAGAUCUUGAAGCCACAUUUGAGGCAGGUCAAAAAUUCAGCUUUGACGUAGUCAUUCAGCUUCAAGAAAUGAACUGAACAUUAUGUAACUUUUGAUUUCUCAUUCGGAUAUUGAAUAUCUUUGUUUAGAUUAUGGAAGGAACUUGUAUACAAACUAAACUCGUUUAAACUGAAAGGUGGCCAAUUCCUUCUUCAAUAUUUAUUUAGAGCAGGGACUCAGCAAGGGCUUUCAUUGCAA